Messenger RNA from Meloidogyne enterolobii, 402 nucleotides. The record is from the annotation of a GenBank genome assembly. Lineage: Eukaryota; Metazoa; Nematoda; Chromadorea; Rhabditida; Meloidogynidae.
AUGGAAUUCCCUACAUUAUCAUUAAUUUUCCAGUAUAUUGAAAUAAUUCCAAUAACAAUUUUAAUUCCCUGUUCUCUUCUAAAUUUAUUUUUAUUAUGGAAAAGUAGUGUUUUACACAAUAAUUCGAAAAUUAUUCUCAUUUCACAAAGCAUUGUUAUUAUUAUUUAUUCAACAACACGUGUGUUUUUGAUUUUUCUAAUUAACUGUAAACAAGAAUUCUUAAAUAUAUUAUCACCUUAUGUUAAUAGUCUUAUGCUUGUCUGUAUAUAUUUUGGUAACUUAAUUGGGCAUGUGUUAAUAUUGGAGAGAACAAUAGCAACUUUAUUUGCUAAAAAAUAUGGACAAACUAGAGUUCCUAUAUUUGGAAUUUGUUGUAUUUUGAUUUUGGUAGGGAAUUUUUAA